ACUUUUGAUUGCAUAGUAAAUAUUUUGUUACAAUCCAACUCCUUACAACACUGAGAAAUGUUUUCCAUGUCUGAUGCCUGUCUAAAGUGAUUGUUUGGCCUUUGUAAUAGUUUCAUAUGUAAAACCAAGAGGCUUAAGGCUGGUUGUUUCAGUGCUUUUUUUUAUGGUUUAAAAACACAAAGAUUUACGUAUUUGUGCCAGUGCUUCAGCCAUUACCACCCCAUAAUGAAGACUUUUUGUCAUAUCCAUUUUCAUACAACAGUGCCAACCAGUUAUUUGAUGGUUCAGACUUUUUCUGUUUACACAACCAUCUCUGCACGCUGUAGCUAGUCAGAGUUAGAUGAGGCUCAGUGGAGUUUGGCAUUAAAAAACAGGCGUGAAAGACUUCUGUCUCUCACACCAUUCGAUCAAAGGCAGUGCGUUUGGAACAGGAUGGACCUGGGUGGACAUCAUCUACAUUACAUAUGGAUAUCACCAUCUCACAUCUUAGAACAGAGUCAGAAUGUUUGUUAAUAUUUCACUGGAAUUAAACGGAAAUCAUGUAAGGGGUUUCAGGACAGCGGGGCGCUUCUGUCAGAAUCAGGGGUGGCUCUGUAUGCAAGGUCAUGCAUGGUCAAUAUUCUUCUUCAUGCACCCUCUAUAACUGCAUGUGGUAUUGCAUGGGGAUUGCACUGUAAACAAACUAGCAUAUACAUUUGCAAGACAAAUUUUGUUCUCUCUUUCCUUUCUCUUAGUACAUGUACAUAAUGUUUACUUAAACGUUAUUCUUGUACUGUGUCACAUAAUGUAAUCCACAGACGGUGAUGAUGAUAAUGUGACGAGAGCAUCAUAAGGCAGAUAUUUAGUAUAAUAUGCAGCACAGAAGUAAUCAGUAAAGGGAAUACUUGAAUACUAAUCAACGCAGCCUAUAAGAAUCUGGGCAGUGCAAAUAAACAUUAAUCCCACGAGCAUCUUGCGUUAUAUGCGUACCAUUGUCUUUAAUUUAUUAAUCCGAGAGAGGCAGACGUACAACGGAGCAGAUGCUGUGGUGACAGAGAGCAUGGUGCUGCUGUCGCGUAGUCAUACUGGUGUUGGUGUUUCUGUUCUGAAUGUUGUGUGGAGGAGAGAUGCGAGUAGGUGGAGUGUUUAGUGACAUUCUAUGAAUGUAUUGGAGGAACGAAAAAUAUUUGUCAUUUGCAUUUUCAUUUGUUCUUUACAAUAAAUACCAAAUUAACUCGUGAUGUGUGUCAUUUGGGUUCUAACACGUUGAAGCUUAAAGCACAAAACUGAUGAGCCUCUAAUGUCUUAAAUAUGAGUUCUGUUAUGCUGCCAAGAGAUCAUAAUGUAAUUCGUCUCACCAUUAUUUGAAGACAUAAUUGUCUGUUUUCAUUUUGCUCACAAGAUCCCAUUUGCCUUUAUAAAGCAGUUUACAGAUUUUUUUUUUAAGUCAAUAAAUAUGAAGAGCUAAUUUUUCUUCGUUAAUUGCAUGGCUGACUUUUCACUUCAACCCCUAAAUGAUUCGUAUAUCAGUUACUCACCCUGUGUUAGGUUGAAUUCAUCAGGAAAACUUUGUGUUUCCGGCAUGUCUCAGCUGAACGAAGAAUCCAAAAAGUCAUAAGGGUCCAUAACAGCAAAACUAAAUCACAACAUCUGUGUCCAAACACUCACGCAAGUCGUGCAGUAUAAUCCAAGUUUACCGCUGCCUCGAUCAGUUAGUUUCUUUGUGAUAUUGUGUGACUUUAGGCAUUUAAAGGGUUCGUUUGGAAGUUCAAAGUGACACAUUAACACAAAUAUACGACUGAUUGAGGCUGCGGUAGACCUGUGUGUUCAGAGAAUUGUUUUAUCAGUAGGGUCAGGCUGUGAAAAUCAUUACAAGCACUGAUAAGAUUUACUCUCAGUUUAGUUUGCCAUCAGAACAGGCUGUCAGUUUGGGAAGCACUGAGGAUACGACUGGAUGAAUGAGACUUGGAUUACACUGCUAGAGUUGUGUGAGAGUUUGUUGUCAGGUGUUUUGAUAUAGUUUUGCUGUUUCCUCCAUUUUGGGGUUUUUCAUUCACAAGUUUUCUUCACAAAUUCAACAAAACACGAUGAGUCAACACGUCCUCUGCCAACCCCCCCAUGAAGACCUUUAAAGGGAGUGGCUCUCCUUGUGCCGGCUGCACUGUUUCUCCAGACACCUCCGCGUGUUGGUCACUCCGCUCCAGGCAAACAUGACACCAGAGUUUUCCAAGAACGCAGUGGAGAGCCCGGAGCCAUGCAAGGCAGAUGUAAAAGGGAAUAUCCCCGGCUGGCUGCAAGGCACGCUCCUGCGCAACGGCCCCGGCAUCUUCUCCGUGGGUGACACCAGCUACGACCACUGGUUUGAUGGGAUGGCCCUCAUGAACAGCUUCGCCUUUAAAGAUGGUGAAAUGACCUACAGAAGCAGAUUCCUCAAGAGUGACACCUACAAGUCUAACAUGGCUGCAAACAGGAUAGUUGUAUCUGAAAUGGGCACAAUGGCCUACCCAGACCCCAGCAAGAACUUUGUUGUCAAGGCGAUCACCUUUCUCAACCACACAGUGCCCGACUUCACUGACAACGGUGCAAGCAAUUUUAUUAAAUACGGAAACGACUAUUACGCCACCUCUGAAACCAACUACAUCCGCAAGAUUGAUCCAGUGACGCUGGAAACGCAGGAUAAGGUGGACUACAUGAAGUACCUGCCGGUGAACUUGGCUUCAUCCCAUCCACACUACGACAAAGAGGGCAACGCCUACAACAUCGGAACUUCAGUAGCGGAGAAGGGCAAGACUAAAUACAUACUGUUCAAAGUCCCUGUUGUUCCAGAGAAAGACAAAGGCAAGAACGCCCCUGCGCUGAAGAAUGUGGAGGUGAUCUGCACGCUUCCCUGCCGCUCCCUGCUCACACCCAGCUACUACCAUAGCUUCGGCAUCACGGACAACUAUCUCAUCUUCAUCGAGCAGCCUUUAAAACUGGACAUCCUCAAGAUGGCCACUGCGUACAUGAGGGGAGUCAACUGGGCGAGCUGCCUGAAGUACAGCCCUGAGGAAAAUUGUCUGAUCCACCUGAUAGACAGAAAGACCGGCAAAGAAGUCGAGACAAAGUACUUCACCGAAUCAAUGAUCGUCUACCAUCACGUGAACGCUUUUGAGGACGACGGUCACGUGAUCUUCGAUGUCAUCGCCUACAAAGACAACAGCCUUUAUGACAUGUUCUACUUUAGCAAACUGAAGGAAAAAGCCGGGUCUCACGACGAAAGCUACUCCAAGCCAAGCUACAAACGAUUUGCACUUCCGGUCCAGCCGGACAAGAGCAUGGCGGUCGGAGAGAACCUGGUGAAACUCAAAUACACAACAGCCAGUGCUGUGAAGGAGAAAGAAGGCAAACUAGUGUGCCAGGCAGAGGUGCUCUGUGAAGGUCUCGACCUACCCAGGAUAAAUUAUGAUGUCAACGGCAAGAGACACCGGUUCAUCUACUGCAGCUGCGUGGAGAAGUCUGCACUGGCUAAAGAGAUUGCAAAGUUUGACACAGAAACCAAGGAAAGGAUUUGCUGGAGUGAGGACAACUGCUGGCCGUCAGAGCCUGUGUUCGUCCCCAGACCUAAUGGAGAGUCGGAGGAUGAUGGUAUGGUCUUAUCAGCAAUUAACAACUGCAACCCAGGCCAGUCGAGCUUCAUGCUGAUUCUGGAUGGCAGAACAUUCAAAGAGGUCGCUCGGGCAUAUGUGAAGGCUGAGCUCCCCCAGUCUAUGCAUGGGUUUUUUAUCCCACAAGGAAAUUAGUCAGUUGUGUAUAACUGCCUUUGGAGAACUUCUAAAAACCGUACUGUAAGGCGCAGGUAUCUAUUGGAACACACACACUGCUGAACAGUGUUGUAUUUUAGGCAAAAGUAUGGUGAGGAUGUACAUGGCUUCAUGGACUACCUCUGUAAAAUGAUAGGGACCAUAUUGAAACUAAUUUUUAUCGCUUUGUUUAUUAGUAAAGAUGCGGAUUUAUCGAUUUUGUGUGAAUCUAAGUGCCACUUAAAGGUAUACCAUGCAGGAAUUGUCAGUUACUGUUUGUAGACAGUAUCACCAAUCCCAAGCUUUGUCCGCUUGGCGUUUUCACCACGCUACA
Molecule: messenger RNA, 4092 nt
Organism: Epinephelus fuscoguttatus (brown-marbled grouper)
Lineage: Eukaryota; Metazoa; Chordata; Actinopteri; Perciformes; Serranidae
Gene: bco1
Product: beta-carotene oxygenase 1
Exons: 12
Coding region: 2190-3758 (522 amino acids)
Biological process (GO): carotene catabolic process; retinal metabolic process
Molecular function (GO): carotenoid dioxygenase activity; beta-carotene 15,15'-dioxygenase activity
Source: RefSeq, a predicted model, not a curated record